CGGAACCCCUUGGUGGCCGUUUACUACACCAACCGGGCCUUAUGUUAUCUCAAGAUGCAGCAGCACGACAAGGCCUUGGCGGACUGCAAGCACGCCCUGGAGCUGGACGGCCAGUCGGUGAAAGCCCACUUCUUCCUGGGCCAGUGCCAGAUGGAGAUGGAGAACUACGAUGAGGCCAUCGCCAACCUUCAGAGAGCUUACAAUUUAGCCAAAGAGCAGCGACUGAAUUUUGGGGAUGACAUUCCAAGCGCUCUACGGAUCGCCAAGAAGAAGCGUUGGAACAACAUUGAGGAGAAGCGGAUCAACCAGGAAAACGAGUUGCACUCUUAUCUCACCAAACUCAUCAUGGCAGAGAAGGAAAGGGAGUUAGAGGAAUGUCAACGAGCCCAGGAAGAGGAGAACAUGGAUGAAAGCCGGAGCCGGGCACAGCUGGCCAACAUAGAAGCCAAACACGAAAAGUACCUGGCAGACAUGGACGAGCUGUUUUCGCAAGUGGAUGAGAAGCGGAAGAAACGGGACAUCCCUGACUACCUGUGUGGGAAGAUCAGCUUUGAACUGAUGCGAGAGCCCUGCAUCACACCCAGUGGGAUUACCUACGACCGGAAGGACAUCGAAGAGCAUCUCCAGCGCGUCGGCCAUUUCGACCCGGUGACCCGAAGCCCCUUGACCCAGGACCAGCUGAUUCCAAACCUCGCCAUGAAAGAGGUGAUAGAUGCGUUCAUAUCCGAAAAUGGCUGGGUAGAAGAUUACUGAUGACUGGAGGGUGCGGUGGGUGAAAGGCCGGGUCGACUCUACUGGAUCUUUGCAGCGUUCCCGGCCGCCGCGGCGAAGGCUCAUGGCGGACUGCUACGGACAGCUCUCGGUACUUGUGGGGCCAGCCUCAUGCCUUACUCUCUGUCUGUCUGUCUCCCCUUUCCCGACCUUUGGUGCCCGGGCUGCCUGGGCUCCCUCAGGCCCAUCCGUCCGAUGGCCGCCUGGCAAGCCAGGAAAAUCUCCCCGGUCCCUUUCCUCGGCCUGCUUUCGAGCAGCUUUCCGAGAGGGGCCGAGACGAGGCCUCCGCCCUGGUCUCCGGUGGCGUUGGAGGCUGACCCUGGGGCAGAAGCGAGACGAGGAAGGAGGUCUUGAGCGGUGGUUUCUGAGGGCUUGGCUGGGCUGGAGCGCCCUUCGGAAGCCAGAGCAGCAGGCAAGGGGUCGAUGCGCCAGCACCCGGACCCACACUGGCCCUUCUGCACCUUUGCGCCUCCCGAACACGCACCUUCUCCGUCGCACAGCGCUGCUGCCGCUUUGGAACCCAGCCUUUUCGGAGACCCCGGCCUCAGAGAGGCCCGGUUCCCUGCCCGCCACCAUCCCAGCUCCUGGGCUUGGCUUUCCGCGGUUGUUCCUCCCCCACGCUCCAGCCGUAAGGUUUUCGUUUGGUCGUUCCACUUUUACGUCUGACCAGGAUUAUUUUGGUCUGUGUGUCUGUUUUUCUUGGUAAAUACAGAGCCACUUUGGCAGAGGUGGGUGGAGUGAGCACUUAAUAGAGAUAUAUUAUUCUUCUGUAGCCGUUGACUGGAAUUUGAGUUUGUUUCAGGCAAGUGGGUCACCUGUUUGUGUGGGAAGGUGCCAGAAGGAAAGCUGAGUUUCCCUUCUCCUAGGUGGUUUACUUUACCCAUUAAACCACUGGAUGAAAGGGUGUUUUUUUAAUUUUAAUUAAAACAGCCUCCUUGAAUAACAGCAGCAUCUUCUGAAGCAUUCUUUGGUGUUGCAGAAUAUAGCUUUUCUAGAAGAGAAGGGAAAAAAUGGCAUGCAAGCCACCUAGUAUUUGUAAACUCUCUGCAACUCGGGCAUGCUGGUAAAUAAAUGUUUGAGCAAGACAAUUAA
This is a messenger RNA of Pogona vitticeps (central bearded dragon), 1863 nucleotides long. NCBI's taxonomy places the organism in Eukaryota, Metazoa, Chordata, Lepidosauria, Squamata, Agamidae. The record is from RefSeq and is a predicted model, not a curated record.